Molecule: messenger RNA, 1919 nt
Organism: Polyodon spathula (Mississippi paddlefish)
Lineage: Eukaryota; Metazoa; Chordata; Actinopteri; Acipenseriformes; Polyodontidae
Gene: fdx2
Product: ferredoxin 2
Exons: 6
Coding region: 136-705 (189 amino acids)
Biological process (GO): P450-containing electron transport chain; positive regulation of oxidoreductase activity
Cellular component (GO): mitochondrion
Molecular function (GO): 2 iron, 2 sulfur cluster binding
Source: RefSeq, a predicted model, not a curated record
UGUACGUUACAGGAAGGGACUGCCACCGCUUUCUUCUUACGAACGUCGUUUCUAGCAGAAAGUGCACACCAUCGAAGUCGCGGUGCAGACUAGAUCGGACGGGCUCCGCGGAGAUCACAUGACCACAGCACUGUCAUGGCUGCUUCCACAGUGCUCAGAAAAAGCAUGGGAAUGACUUUGGCAGUUGGAAGAGUUUCUAAUGUCCCGAGUCUUUCAAACCGGGCUGGACUGAAGCACCGCAGGCACUUACAGCAGGGGUCCAGGUAUCAGACUGCCUGCAGGAGUCUGCACACGUCGGCGGGUCUCCGCCACAGUGACGAGGAAGGGGCGGAGCGGGAAUGCAGCAAGGAUGUGGUGAACGUUGUGUACGUGGACCGUUCAGGACGGAGGAUUCCAGUGAAGGGCAGAGUCGGGGAUAAUGUGCUUUAUCUUGCUCACAAACAUGGCAUUGAGCUGGAAGGUGCGUGUGAAGCCUCGCUAGCGUGUUCUACGUGUCACGUGUAUGUAAGCGACGGGUACCAGGAUAAACUGCCAGAACCAGAUGAGAGAGAAGAUGACAUGCUGGACAUGGCUCCCCUGCUCCAGGAGAACUCUCGCCUGGGCUGCCAGAUCAUCCUGACCCCUGAGCUGGAGGGCAUGGAGCUCACCCUGCCCAAAAUCACACGCAACUUCUACGUGGACGGACACACGCCCAAGCCACACUGACCGGCAGAGUGGACCCAUGGGAGGGGGAGGGGGGGGGGGGGGGGGGUGCUACAGGGGCUUGACGGUCCUCUGCUGGCCAGUGUCCACGACGGCUUCAGAGUGCAAGGCGAUGGAGCUUCAGUACAGCAUUGCAGAGGUCCUAAAGCAGAGGGCAGGGUGUCCGGGGCCUAACGAAAAGACGCAAGUUUAUUACCGCCUGCUUUGUUUCACGUUUAUGAGCAACCCUCCCGUUUUUUUGUCGGAUCCUCAGUUAAAAUGAUCCGCUGCCUCUCAGGGGUCAGUGGCUGAAUUGAUAUGAAAAUAAAAGAAAAGGUCACAUUUCCUGUCUGAUUACAAAAAAGGAGACGGAGCUUCCAUUCUCUCUUUAUGAAAAAAAAAAAAAACACUUCCAGAGUAUUUAAACUCAGUGCUGUUCACUGGAAUUCACCUCAGGAGUGUUAGCUAGCCCUGCACACCUCGUUAGCAGGGUCAGCCCGCUCUGUGCAGGCAGCCCAGGGGAGCACCCUGUUUCAGUUUCAGGGUUACAGGCAGACAGUCAGUGUCUGAGAGGAAUUGGGACUGUGUUGAUAAGCGCUUGUGAUCUGGCAGGGGCCUGUCUGAACCCAUCAGGUACCAUCGCCCUCAUUCCUAGCAUUUUCAACCAGCAGCGUCUACCUGUUAUUUUAAUUUUCUCUUUAAAUUGUUAUAAUAACUUACUCUGUGAUUUUUGUUCAAGGCAAAAGUCUGAAUGUAAUUAUCACAUUGCGUAAAUAAAUACAGCUUGCAUUGUGAUUUUCAUUUUUGAAAAUGUAACUGAUCCGUGUAGUGGAUUCUGCAGAAAGCCACGGCAACAUUACAAGCGCGUUCCCUUUCCUCUGUGAACCUUAAGUCCUCGCGUUAACGAACACUGUAGCGUGUCGCGUCCCCACCCUCCGAGGGCUGAUUUACAAGAGCGGGGAAGCACGCCGGCAGAGAACGGCCCGUCAUUCUGCCUUGUCAUACCUUAGCCCGUUACCAUCCUGCUGUUAAAAUACCAUUGCUGUCAUAACCCACACUUCUAGAAAGCCUAAGCUCUGUAAUUAUAUAUAAUGCUGUAAAUAAUGUAACCAAGUACACAAAUUACUGUAUAAUGCUGAACACAGGCACAAUGGCUAUAUGCAACUCAUACACAGUACUGUAUUAUAUUUUUUGUGUGUGUUUUUAUUAGGUGGUUUGUCAUAAACUCUGUGUGUGUC